AAAGGUGCUACCAGCCUUCAGACUUUACUGAACAGUAUCAGAGAGAAAAGGCCUCACUCUUCUCCAUCCGCACCUUUGGGUUUAACCUUGAAAACGUCUUGUUGGAUUUUUACCUUACAAUUGCAUCACCAGCAUGUCCGAUUACUAUUUCACCAAUGAGACGUCUGAUUACUAUUUCACCAACGAGACGUCCGAUUACUAUUCCACCAACGAGACGUCCAAUUACUAUUCCACCAACAACAUGCCUCUUAACUAUUCCAUCAGCGGCUUUUCUGGUUGUCGUUCCAUCAUGACUGAUGGCAAUAAAACUCAAAUCGCUUGUCCAGGAUAUAUUGCAACGCAUGUGUAUAAAGGUCCUGUGAAUGUGGUGAUUGAAUAUCCUGUGGGUCUGAAUGUGUCCUUCACUGCCAUAAGAGCUCUUGACAGCAAUCAGACCACAGUCUUCCUCCCUCUCGUUUACAUCUUCAUCUUCAUUGUGGGGUUGCCCACCAACGCCAUGGCCCUCUGGGUGUUCCUCUUCAGGACCAAGAAGAAGCAUCCAGCGUCCAUCCUAAUGGCCAAUCUAGCGCUGGCUGACCUGCUCUUCAUCGUGUGGCUCCCACUGAAGAUCACCUACCACUUCAACGGCAAUGACUGGACCUUCGGGGAGCCGCUGUGUAAAGUCCUAGUGGGGUUUUUCUAUGGGAAUAUGUACUGCUCCGCUAUCUUCAUAGCCUGCAUCAGCGCCCAGCGCUACUGGGCGAUUGUCCACCCACUUUCUCAGAAACUGAGUAGCCGUGUAACAGUGUGUGUGUGUGUUUGUGUGUGGAUUGUAGUCUGGGUCCUCACUGUACCGCUAUACCUGUAUGACCAGACCGUUAAAGUCAAUAAUCCCGAUAUAACCACCUGCCAUGACGUCAUUCGCUCCAACCAAACACACAUCCCUGUUGGGUAUUUCCUGACCAUGGGCACUGUGGGAUAUGUAGUUCCCUGUGUGGUCUGCAUAGUGUCCUACCUGCUGACCUUCCUCUCCCUCAGGAGGUCCAUAACAGACAGCAGCAGGAGUAAGAAGAAAAGGAAGGCUAUAGUCCUCAUGGUUACUGUGCUGGUGAUGUUCCUGGUCUGCUUCACUCCCAGUAACAUCAUGCUGAUGGUCCAUUACUCUCUGCUGGGUGUGGAGCAUCAGUACGAUUUCUAUGGUCUGUAUGUCGUUGCUCUGUGUCUGGGCAGCCUGAACAGCUGCCUGGACCCAUUCGUGUACUAUUAUAUCUCGGAGGAGUUCAGAAAACAGGUGAAAAACUCGCUGAUGUGCUGUAAUGAAUGUACAACCAAACGGAUGAGGGUUCCUUCCAGACCUGCAGAGGUCCCCAAAGAAACCUCACAGUCUACAGAUACAAGACAUGAUUAGCCAAAAACAUGGACAGUCUAAUGUUAUAAAGUAAUGAAUGCCUGAAUUAUUAAUGAGUUGAGUCUGGACUGAUAAAGUUCACUUAGUUUAGCUUCUUUCCUGAUUUACCCUCCAUGUAUUUGGGGUGGUGAUGCUUUACAGUAAGACUACAUUUAUUACAGGUACUUAAGUGAGUAAUGCGCAUUACUAAAGCGUUACCUUAUAUAGCAGUUAAUCAAUAACCCCUUAAACAGCCACGAGCCACUAGCAGGUCCAAAGAUCUACUAUGCGCUUCUGUAGCUCAGCUAGUUUGCCUCAUAAUCCAUGUAAUUACUGAACAACAAGCUGUAGUAGGUCUUAACAGGCUUAAGAUUUUAAAAGGCUACCUAAUGGUAAAAUUAAGAAUUAACAUUAAUUUGGAUUUCUUUAGGUAGAAACAGAGUGAAAUUAAUUCAUAAUGCUUUCUACAGUCGAUGCCAUCACAAAGCAGCUUUAGAGAAAAUUGAGAUCCAAGCCCCUUUUCUAGCAGUUUUUUGACCAAGAAGAAGAAGUAGUUUCAUUCAGUUGAGUAGGAGGAAGUUACUUGACAUCUAGUCUUUUAUGUCUUUUUAUACCAAUUUAUACCAUGUUUAUUGAUAAUGGAACCCAGUGGUAGCGCGCAUAUAUAUACAUAUAAGAUAAGAUGAGGCUUUAUUGUCAUUCACAUCACAUGUGGUACAUGAGGUGGAACGAAACAUUGUACUCACUGUCCAGUUAAACACCCAAAGUAACAUAAACAAUAAACAAUAAAUAGAAGGUGCAAAUAAAGGGGUGGACAGAUAACAGCAGCAUGGACCGCAGCAGCGUGAGUACGAGGUAGGAGGUGUACAUCUAAAUGCUGGUAAUGUAUAAAGUGACGUGUAGGGGUGAUAUAGUGGAGGGGUGAUAUAGUGGAGGCACUG
Messenger RNA from Pygocentrus nattereri (red-bellied piranha), 2307 nucleotides. RefSeq names its product proteinase-activated receptor 2-like. NCBI's taxonomy places the organism in Eukaryota, Metazoa, Chordata, Actinopteri, Characiformes, Serrasalmidae. Gene Ontology annotation, molecular function: thrombin-activated receptor activity. The record is from RefSeq and is a predicted model, not a curated record. Gene Ontology annotation, cellular component: membrane. The transcript has 2 exons. Bases 134 to 1387 code for a protein of 417 amino acids. Gene Ontology annotation, biological process: blood coagulation; phospholipase C-activating G protein-coupled receptor signaling pathway; thrombin-activated receptor signaling pathway.